Fraxinus pennsylvanica is the source of this 1872-nucleotide messenger RNA. The record is from the annotation of a GenBank genome assembly. NCBI's taxonomy places the organism in Eukaryota, Viridiplantae, Streptophyta, Magnoliopsida, Lamiales, Oleaceae.
AUGGCGGAGGUUUCCGGCGACGGAAGUGUUAGAGCGACGCUGGAGCUGAGUUCCGAUGAAACGAGUAGCAAUGCAAGGCCAAGCGCGGCCCCGAUGGCGUCGUUCAAGGAGGUGAGCAAAGGCUCCUCAUCGCGGCGGAGGACAUCGUUCCGGCCUAGUUUGGACUCCGAUGACUUCAUAAACCUGCUCCACGGCUCGGAUCCAGUGAAGUUGGAGCUCAAUCGCCUGGAAAAUGAAGUCAGAGAUAAGGAAAGGGAAUUGGGAGAAGCGCAAUCUAAAAUCAAGGCAUUGAAGUUCUCAGAGCGCCUUCGUGAAAAAGCUGUUGAAGAGCUCACAGAGGAGUUGGCAAAGGUGGAGAAGAAGCUCAAGCUAACGGAAUCUCUUCUUGAAAGCAAGAAUCUUGAAAUUAAGAGAAUCAAUGAUGAGAAGAAGGCCUCCAUGGCAGCUCAGUUUGCUGCAGAAGCCACUCUUCGGAGAGUUCAUGCUGCUCAAAAGGAUGAUGAUAUGCCUCCAAUUGAAGCAAUACUAGCACCCUUGGAGGCUGAGCUCAAACUUGCUCGACAAGAGAUUGCAAAACUGCAGGACGAUAACAAAGCCUUGGAACGACUCACUAAAUCGAAAGAAGCUGCUCUGCUCGAAGCAGAGAGAACUGUGCAAGUAGCAUUGGCAAAGGCUUCAAUGGUGGACCAUCUCCAAAACAAGAACCAAGAGUUGAUGAAGCAGAUAGAAAUCUGUCAGGAAGAGAAUAAAAUUUUGGAUAAAAUGCAUAGACAAAAGGUUGCAGAUGUUGAAAAGCUUACCCAAACUGUGCAUGAACUCGAAGAGUCUGUGCUUGCUGGUGGUGCAGCUGCUAAUGCUGUACGGGACUACCAGCGGAAGUUUCAGGAGAUGAAUGAGGAAAGAAAGACUCUUGAUAGAGAGCUAGCUCGUGCAAGAGUAACAGCAAACAGGGUGGCAACUGUGGUGGCAAAUGAAUGGAAAGAUGCUAAUGACAAAGUGAUGCCUGUAAAACAAUGGCUAGAAGAAAGAAGGUUCUUGCAAAGUGAGAUGCAGCAACUACGGGACAAGCUUGCUAUAGCUGAGAGAACUUCAAAAUCUGAAGCCUAUUUAAAAGAGAAAUAUCAAUUGCGACUAAGAGUUCUUGAAGAGACUUUGAGAUCACCAAACACUCCCAAUCGCAGCAUGCCAGAUGUAAGAAGUACUAACAAUGUUCCUCCACGUCGCCAAUCAUUGGGUGGAGCUGAAAGCAUUUCCAAGUUGACUUCCAAUGGUUUUUUACCCAAGAGGUCACCUUCCUUUCAGCUGAGAUCUUCUGGGAGUAGUUCCGUGUUGAAGCAUGCAAAAGGGACCUCAAAGUCAUUUGAUGGUGGCUCACGAUCUUUGGACAGGGGUAAAAGCCUCUUAAAUAGACUAGGAUCAAAUUUCAAACAAAGCCAGUCGUGUGAUGGAACUAAGGAGAGUAAGACACAAGAUAGUACUUGGAAACCGGACCAAGAAGAGAACUCUAGUGACGUGCAAGCUACAGAUACAGAGGAUACCGUUCCAGGGUUGUUAUAUGAUCUGUUACAGAAAGAGGUGAUUACCUUGAGGAAAGCUGGUCAUGAGAAGGACCAAAGCCUUAAAGACAAGGAUGAUGCAAUUGAGAUGCUAUCAAAGAAGGUAGAAACUUUGACAAAAGCCAUGGAGAUUGAGGCCAAAAAGAUGAGAAGAGAGGUAGCUGCUAUGGAGAAGGAGGUGACUGCCAUGCGUACAGAGAAAGAUCAUGAAAAUAGGGCCAAACGACUUGGGAAUUCUAAGAGUUCCCUUAACAGUUCUCAGUUACUCCCUGGAAGGAGUGCAUCAAGAAGUGGGUUGACACGCAGCACACAAUGA